UCAAUCCCCAUACCAAAAUUAUCAAACAAAAUCUUAUAUUAAAAUAAACUCUCUCUGUUUCCUACUCAGUACUAAUUUUUCAAACAGGGUAUUAGCCAAUAGCUUGUUGAAUGGACUGUGGCCUCUCCUAUACCAAAAUUUGCCUUCACCAAUCUUUACCUUUUAAGGUGAAGACUACUUUGCUAUCAUCAUUCUCAUCAUCAACCCCUUCUUCUGUUGGUUGUAGGAGAUUGUUGACUGUAGUGGCCAGUGGUAAUAGUCGUAGUAGUAAGUGUGAAUUCAGUGGUUUAAACGCACCGCUAGAACCGACAACACCGACGGGGAGGUUGUUGAGCACUGUGCUUCUGAAUGAUCGCAACAACUUUCAUGUCGCUGUUCAGAAACAGUUGGAGCACUUAGCGUAUGACCGAGAUCAAGCUCUGGCUCGGAUGUAUCUCAGCUUCGGCUCUGAUGAAGCUUUUCUCCAUAGGAGAAUAGCUGAAGUAAAAGAGCUGGAAUGUCAAGCUUCCGUCGAAGACAUUAUGUACAUUCUAAUAUCUUACAAGUUCUCUGGAAUCAGAGUGCACUUGGUUCCCAAGCUUUCGAAAUGCAUGUACAAUGGCAGACUUGAGAUAUGGCCUUGCAGGGACUGGGAACUUGAGUCUAUCCAUAGCUGCGAAGUGCUGGAAAUGGUUAGGGAACAUCUUACCAUUGUUCUAGGAUGGAAAGAAAAGUCAAACGUGACCGACAAUUGGGCCCCUACUAAAGUACAAAAACUCCAGCUCUGUCGAGUAUAUGCUGCUUCUGUUUUAUUUGGAUAUUUUUUGAAGUCGGCUUCCUUGAGGCACCAUUUAGAACAGAAAGUUGAUCACAUCAACCGGGACCUUGGUAUUGCUGGUUCCAGCCAGCUCUUACUUUCAGAGUUGCGGUCCUUAGGAUCAGAGACUGUUCCCUUUGGUCGCAUCAGUGGCACACGAUCUACAUCAGUGGGCCGAAUACCACUUGUUCGGGAAAAAAAGCAAGAAAAACUGAAGUAUUAUGUGAUGAGUUUUGAUGCAGAAACAUUGCAAAUGUGUGCAAAACCAAAAUCCAAGGAGGCCCUGAAUCUGAUUGAGAAGCAUAUUUAUGCACUCUUUGGUGAUGAAAAGACGGGUCUAAUCGCGAGUGGUGGAGUAAUUUCUACAUCAUUGGCAAGUUUGAAGAGAAUUGUUUUGGAGGCUAUUGCUUUCGGUUCUUUCCUUUGGGAUGCAGAAGAAUACAUUAGGACUGUGUAUCAGCUGAAGGAGAACUAACUAUCUACUGAGGUUAUCAUAUAUGUAUAUACUAUAUAGAAUCUUUCAUGUAUCUAAUACCAAAGAAAUUGUUCUCUGAUGUGCAUUAUCAGAGGAUUUGCUUUGUAAAUUUGAGUUGUAUAGAGUGUCAUCCAUGUUAUGUAAAUAAAUCAUGAAUAAUGUAAAGCAGUUUCAUGAUUUUGUA
Messenger RNA from Nicotiana tabacum (common tobacco), 1455 nucleotides. RefSeq names its product UV-B-induced protein At3g17800, chloroplastic. Lineage: Eukaryota; Viridiplantae; Streptophyta; Magnoliopsida; Solanales; Solanaceae. The record is from RefSeq and is a predicted model, not a curated record.